AUGGCUGAGAAGAGUCCCCCUGCAGACAGUGCCAAACAGGGCCAAUCGGAUGGCACCGCUCUCAAGCCUGCUCUGAAGAAAGGGGCGGCCGAGGGGCCUAAGAAAGCCAAGGCGAAGAAGAGCAGUGAGGAUGCCAUGAACAAAGUGUACACCAACCUGCUGAACAGCUGCUUCGGAGCGGAGAGAGAGCUGUCACAGCCUGAGCUUGACGAGCUUGCUGAGGCGUUUAAGGAGUUUGACUAUGACCAGGAUGGUUAUCUGAACUAUAAAGACCUGGCUGAGUGUAUGAGGACAAUGGGAUACAUGCCCACAGAGAUGGAGCUACUGGAGAUCAUACAACAGAUUAAAAUGAGGUUGGGUGGGCUCAUGGACUUUGACGACUUCUGUGAGCUCAUGGGGCCGCGGAUGAUGACGGAGACUGCGGACAUGCUGGGACUGAAAGAGCUCAAAUCCUCCUUUAAACAGUUUGACACCGACGGUGAUGGUAAGAUCAGCCAGGACGAGCUGAAGGAGGCGGUGAAGACACUGCUCGGGGAGAAGCUUAAGAAAGGAGAACUGGAGGAGAUUCAGAAAGAGAUCGAUCUUAACGGAGAUGGAACCGUGGAUUUUGACGAGUUUGUCAUGAUGUUGUCAGUGCGGUAG
Chanos chanos (milkfish) is the source of this 642-nucleotide messenger RNA. RefSeq names its product calcium-binding protein 2. The record is from RefSeq and is a predicted model, not a curated record. The transcript has 7 exons. Bases 1 to 642 code for a protein of 213 amino acids. Gene Ontology annotation, molecular function: calcium ion binding; calcium channel regulator activity. NCBI's taxonomy places the organism in Eukaryota, Metazoa, Chordata, Actinopteri, Gonorynchiformes, Chanidae. Gene Ontology annotation, cellular component: cytoplasm.